This is a messenger RNA of Pundamilia nyererei, 2534 nucleotides long. Its product is annotated as myocyte-specific enhancer factor 2C-like. Bases 347 to 1753 code for a protein of 468 amino acids. Gene Ontology annotation, biological process: positive regulation of transcription by RNA polymerase II; cell differentiation. The transcript is spliced from 11 exons. NCBI's taxonomy places the organism in Eukaryota, Metazoa, Chordata, Actinopteri, Cichliformes, Cichlidae. Gene Ontology annotation, molecular function: RNA polymerase II cis-regulatory region sequence-specific DNA binding; histone deacetylase binding; protein dimerization activity. The record is from RefSeq and is a predicted model, not a curated record.
GGUAUCUGCUGCUCAGUGCAGAGAGAGAGCUCAGAUCCAAACACUGCCCAGUUCUGGGUACCCCUUCUUCUAAGCCAGCUGGUCUGGCUUAAAAUCUCUUCUCGUGUCUGAGUUCUGUUUUUUCUUUUAUAAAAAGAAUCCUUUCUUGUUUGAUACAAGGGAUUGACUGAGCAAACCCACAGCUGGAGCUGCUGGGGAACCUUCCAGGUGAAGACUGAACCAAAAGCACCGGAACCACACAACAGUUCGAAAGUGAGAAGUGAAAAAGCGUGAGGACUUGGAAGUAAAUCGAAGGAACCUGAAAAUACGACAGUUCUGAAAAAGAAAAACAGUCAACGAUAAAAAGAUGGGGCGAAAGAAGAUCCAGAUAGCACGGAUUAUGGAUGAACGGAACAGACAUGUGACUUUCACUAAGCGUAAAUUUGGCCUAAUGAAGAAAGCUUAUGAGCUCAGUGUGUUGUGCGACUGUGAGAUUGCACUGAUCAUCUUCAACAGCACCAACAAGCUGUUUCAGUAUGCCAGCACAGACAUGGACAAAGUUCUGCUGAAAUACACCGAAUACAAUGAACCACACGAGAGCAGGACCAACUCCGACAUUGUGGAUACCCUGCGAAAGAAGGGUUUAAACGGCUGUGAAAGCCCUGACAUCGAGGCUGAUGACUCUGCUGGCCAGAGCCCAGAGUUGGACGAUAAAUGCCGGAAAAUCAAUGAAGACAUUGACCUGAUGAUCAACCGACAGAGAAUCUGUGGUCUGCCCUCCAACUAUGACAUGGGUAUAUCCAUCCCAGGCAGUAAUCAGGGUGGGCUGCUCUACUCCCAUCAGGGCAUAGGGGGCAGUCUAGGUAACCAUAGCCUGCUGCCCAUCUCUCACUCAUCUCUGCAAAGAAACAGCAUGUCACCUCAAAGUCCUUCCAGCACAGGAAAUGCAGGACUGAUGGGUUCAGAGCUGUCGAGCACUGUUUUGUCAAGUGUGGGAAACGACAGCUACAGUAACCACUGCACCUCCCCUGGACUGCUGUCUCCAGGAAGCGCCCCCAAGAACAUGCAGGAUAAGAGUCCUUCAAUGAACAUGAGCCGUAAACCUGACCUGCGAACACUGAUGCCCCCUUCCAAUAAGUGCAACAACAUACCAGCUGUUUGUGAGGACUUUGACCUGAUGUUGAACCAGAGAAUAAAUCACUCCCAGACAGCUCAGACCUUGUCAACCCCUGCUGUCACUCUCUCUGCCACCACUAUCCCCAGUCAGGGGAUGGGUGGGUACCAAUCUACACUUUCCUCAUCUUAUGGCACAGAUUUCUCCCUCAGCAGUGACCUGCCAUCGCUGUCCGGUUUUGGAGGUUCUGUUCUGGGAUCAGUGAACUGGCAGCAACAGCAGAUACAGAAUCUACAACACUCAGCACUGGGACACAUGGGGAAUUUGUGCCAGAACUCAAACCUAAACCUCUCCUCUGGCCAUCAAAACGUCCACAUCAAGUCUGAGCCAGCCUCCCCUCCCAGAGACCGGAUGGUUGGAACAGGACUUGAAGGAGGCAUGACCACAGUUGGAUACUCCACCACAGGCCGGGGGUCCCAUGAACAAGGGCGUUCCCCUGGUGACAGCGUGUCCAGCUAUGGGAGCUCAUAUGAAGGCAGCGAUGAGCGAGAGGAUCACCAUGGGAAUGACAGCUUCCUCCUCCACCCCCUGUCCAGUCAUGAGGAGCACCACAACCCAUCAGUUAAACGGAUGAGGCUAUCAGAAGGGUGGACGGCAUGAUCAGAGCCUCUCUACAGCCGGGGGAGGAGUAUUAGUAAAGUUACCGCAUAGUGUUAUUAUUAUUAUUAUUAUUAUUAUUAACAUCAUAUUCUUCUUGUACUGAGUGGGUGUGCUAUAUGUGUAACAUGUACAUGGGGGUGGGGCUGCUAUGUGUGGAUACAGUGAUUGCUCAGCUGUAUUUCCAGCAUAUACUCUUGGUAGACUUCACACUAAUGACUCCUUGAAGUUCAGAACCAGUUUUCAGACAUCGAGAAAGAAAAGGAAGAAAACUGUUUGACUUAAAUCCAACUUUUUCCAGUUUUCAGAGCUUCAUAUUGUCCAAGGAAGUUUUUAUUCAUUUAUUCAUUUGAUAGUAAAAGUGAACCAGGCCAAUCCCAACCAGAGCCAGAUUCUAAAACAUCCAAAAGCUUUAAAUGAAAGAGUUCAGUCAAAUUAAAGAAGUGCUCAGUGAGUUAGAUGAGACUUUUGUCUGGGCCUAAAAGUAUUCAUAAUCACUUCUUCUUACUGUUCCAAAGGCGGGUGUUCAUAUCAUUCAUUUCCCAAUGUUGAGGUCAGUGAAUAUAUGAAUAAUCCCAAAGAGUCAAGAAAAAUGGAUGUAUUAGAGGAAUGUAGGAGUGUAAAAAGAACAAUAUAAAAAUUCUCCUGAAAAGGAAAUACUUCAGUAAAUCACAAAUAUGUGAAAAAAUUAAAAACAACUAGUUUAAACUUCAACUAGUACAAAGAAAAAAGUAAGAAGGAAAUAGCCAACUGUUUUCAUUCAUAAGUAAAAGCUUGAAAUUGU